AUGGUCCGCCCAUGCCGUGCGGACAAACAUAUCUGCUCGUUCACUCGUCCCCGAAGAAAGAUUCAAUCACCGCAGAAACGGCAUCUCAGUCGAUCAGCUCCAGUUGCGAGUCCCGUCACAGGAGCAGCUGAAGCCGAAGUACAGGCUGCUCACAAAUACUGCAUCGAUCUUCUUUCAAAAUAUGACCGACCCUCAUAUACGCUCAGCACCUUCGUCCCCCGCAAUGCGCAAACAUUUUACCUUGCACUACGAGCCCUGAAUGUCUCUCUUUCCAUGAUACCUGACACCACAUCCUCGCAUACGAUCGGACUGAUGCGCCUCCAAUUCUGGAGAGACACAGUCACCAAAACACUCGCCGGUUCACCUCCGAAAGAACCCGUAGCCAUCCUCCUGGCUUCCGCCAUUUCGAACCUUCACGAGCGAACCCAGGGUCGGGCACGGAUCACCAAGGGCUGGUUGACUCGGAUGAUCAAUGCGCGCGAGCAGACAUUAACAAAUGACCCGUACACGAACAUCGCUGCCCUCGAGUCGUACGCAGAAAACACCUACUCGACGCUUCUGUACUUGACGUUGUCGGCUUUACCGAUGACAUCUGUAACAGCCGACCAUGUCGCAUCGCAUAUUGGAAAAGCAGCCGGAAUAGCGGCCGUGCUAAGGGGUCUACCGAUUGUCGCAUUCCCGCCUCCAGCGGCCCAGUCACCACACCAGGGCGGUGCUGGCAUGAUGUCCGGAGGAGCGAAGCAAGGCGCUGUCAUGUUGCCUUUGGAUGUGAUGGCCCAGGCGGGAGUGAAGGAAGAGGAGGUCUUUAGACUUGGUGCUGAAGCACCAGGACUGCGUGAUGCUGUUUUCACUGUUGCCACGAGGGCAAGUGACCAUCUGAUUACCGUGCAGGAGAUGCUGAAGAAUCUCCGUGCUGGUCAGGAUGUGGGCCACGACUUUGAGCACCAGGGUGAGGAAGGCCACGAGUAUGACGCUGAAUACGAUGUCUUCCAAGGCCAGCAGAACGAGUCGCCUCUGGACGAGGUGAACCGGGCCUUUGGUGUUUUCAUGCCUGCUGUUGGCACUCGUCUCUGGCUGGAUCGAUUGGAGAAAGUUGAUUUUGACAUUUUCCAGCCGGACUUGCUUCGGUCUGAUUGGAAAUUGCCAUGGAAGGCUUACAUGGCAUUCAAACGGAAAACGUUUUAA
This is a messenger RNA of Aspergillus wentii DTO 134E9, 1185 nucleotides long. RefSeq lists its product as uncharacterized. Gene Ontology annotation, cellular component: mitochondrion. NCBI's taxonomy places the organism in Eukaryota, Fungi, Ascomycota, Eurotiomycetes, Eurotiales, Aspergillaceae. Bases 1 to 1185 code for a protein of 394 amino acids. The record is from RefSeq and is a predicted model, not a curated record. The transcript is spliced from 2 exons. Gene Ontology annotation, biological process: biosynthetic process; mitochondrial respiratory chain complex I assembly.